AUGAAGAUCUCCACCUCAUCUGUUCUUGCCAUCGCGGCGUCCCUCGCCAGUCCGGCCAUCGCCUUUACUACUACGCCGAUCAAUACUAAUGUCUGUCGGCGUCCUCUUUCUGCUUUGGCAGCCGUCUCCAAGAGCGACCUCGAAGGAGCUCAAGCGGCUGUGGAUGAACUUCUCAACGAAAAGAACUGCGGCCCCAUUAUGAUUCGUUUGGCAUGGCAUGAUUCGGGUACAUUUGACAAGGAUAUCACGGACGAGUGGCCCGCGGCUGGUGGCGCCGUGGGAUCGAUUCGUUGCAAUCCUGAACUGUUGCACGGAGCCAACGCCGGUUUGGACAUGGCCGUGGACUUUAUGCAAGGCAUCAAGGACAAGUUCCCGGAUGUGAGUUACGCCGAUCUGUAUCAAAUGGCGUCCGCGCGGGCCGUUGCCUUGGCGGGUGGACCCGAUAUUGACAUGAUGUAUGGGCGACUCGAUUCCGCAGGACCAGACGAAUGCAGUCUCGAAGGUCACCUCCCCGAUGCCGAGCCUGGUCCGGACGGAAAGUACGGAGGAUACGUGGAAGGAAAACCCAGCGUUUCCACGGAGGAUAAAACUCCGUACGGACAUCUUCGCAAGGUCUUUUACCGCAUGGGAUUGAACGACGAAGAGAUUGUCGCUCUUUCGGGCGCUCAUACCAUGGGGCGAGCCCAUAAGGAUAGGAGUGGUUUGGGUGCCGCCAAGACCAAAUUCACGGAUGGCAAACCAGUCGAACGAGGGGAUGGUGAAAAGGUGGACAACUACCGAGUUGGUGGGUCGGCUUGGACCAAGCAAUGGCUCACAUUUGACAACUCGUACUUUACCACCAUUCCCGAUGACGAUGCCGACCCAGAACUACUCAAAUUGUCCACGGACAAAACACUCUUUGACGAUGAUGGUUUCAAGCCGUUUGCGGAAAAGUUUCGGGAUAGCCAAGACGCCUUUUUCGAGUCCUAUGCGGAAGCCCACAAGAAGCUUUCCGAGCUGGGUUCCAAGUUUGAACCAAAAGGCGGCAUCAAGAUCUAA
Molecule: messenger RNA, 1038 nt
Organism: Seminavis robusta
Lineage: Eukaryota; Bacillariophyta; Bacillariophyceae; Naviculales; Naviculaceae
Source: the annotation of a GenBank genome assembly